AUGCUCCAGAUGCAACCAGCAUUCCUCUUCCAUUGUGGUGCCAUCCCCACCUCCCCCACUAACAACAAGAUUCUGGGGUUCAUUUUGGAUUUAGGGACCUGCUUUCCAAUGGACAUUGUUACUCAUGAAAGAGAGAAAGCUGGACACAACUACCAAAAACGAGAUGACCUGCUGGUUGGUGUGCCUAAGGAAGCCACAGUUCUUGGGACCAUCCAGAUACUAUGUGCCCUGACGAUUGCAAGCUUGGGGGGCAUUUUGGUGUCAGCUUCCUACUCUUCCUAUUUCAACCCAGCAGCCUUCACCACUUUGAUGACUGGGUACCCAUUUGUUGGAUUCCUGUGUUUUGCCGUUACUGGAUCUCUCUCGAUAAUCUCUGGGAAAAUCUCAGUCAAACCUUUUGCACUGAGCAACUUGGCCUCCAAUACAGCAAGCUCUGCAGUUGCUACAAUUGGCUUCCUCCUCCUCACCCAUAGCCUUAUAGACAUGGGGACUGCCUCUCUGCACUGUAAUUCAGAAAAGGAAUUUCUGUCUUUAUUGCCUUAUUCGGAAUCCCACCAUUGGAUGAAUGAAGACAAGAGCUGUCUCCUUGCUUAUGUCAGUGCCAUGAGUGGGCUGGCGGUGAUGCUCGUCUUCACUGUGCUGGAGCUUUUGCUAGCUGCAUACAGUUCUGUCUUUUGGUGGAAGCAAGUUUACUCCAACAAGCCUGGGGUAAUGGUAUUUUUCAUGCCUGAGUCACAAGAUCAUACCCAAGUUGUCAAAAGCAGUUUGUUGAGGCCAUGGAUAUGA
This is a messenger RNA of Cricetulus griseus (Chinese hamster), 786 nucleotides long. The record is from RefSeq and is a predicted model, not a curated record. Lineage: Eukaryota; Metazoa; Chordata; Mammalia; Rodentia; Cricetidae.